This is a messenger RNA of Salvelinus namaycush (lake trout), 2655 nucleotides long. Its product is annotated as zinc finger protein 850-like. Gene Ontology annotation, biological process: negative regulation of transcription by RNA polymerase II. NCBI's taxonomy places the organism in Eukaryota, Metazoa, Chordata, Actinopteri, Salmoniformes, Salmonidae. The record is from RefSeq and is a predicted model, not a curated record. Gene Ontology annotation, molecular function: DNA-binding transcription repressor activity, RNA polymerase II-specific. The annotation marks the transcript as partial. The transcript has 5 exons.
AUGACUAAAUUCAACCCAACUACAUGUGUUUCCACUAUCAUAGGAUCAGAUUUGACACAUCAGAGAGAAAGACCAGACUCAGAGGAACCAGAGCCAGGGACGUCCAAACCAGUAAGACGACACCAGUGCUCCCACUGUAGAAAGGGUUGUAACCGGUUAUGGGACCUGAAACAACACGAGAGAAUUCACACAGAGAAGCCUUAUCACCGCUCACAGUGCGGAAAGAGUUUCAACCUGCCGGGGGAGCUGAAAUGGCAUGAGAGAAUACACACAGGGGAGAAGCCUUACCACUGCUCCCAAUGUGGAAAGGGUUUCAGCGAGGCGGCGAAGGUGAAACGGCAUGAGAGAAUACACACAGGGGAGAAGCCUUACCACUGCUCCCAGUGUGCAAAGAGUUUUAACGAUUUAGGGAACCUGAAAAACCAUGAGAGAAUGCACACAGGGGAGAAGCCUUACCACUGCUCCCAGUGUGGAAGGGGUUUCAGCGAGGCGGCGAAGCUGAAACGGCAUGAAGGAAUACACACAAGGGAGAAGCCUUACCACUGCUCCCAGUGUGGAAAGGGUUUCAACCGGCCGGGGGAGCUGAAAUGGCAUGAGAGAAUGCACACAGGGGAGAAGCCUUAUCAUUGCUCCCAGUGUGGAAAGGGUUUCAACCGGCCUGCGGAUCUGAAACGGCAUGAGAGAAUACACACAGGGGAGAAGCCUUACCACUGCUCCCAGUGUGGAAAGAGUUUUAACGAUUUAGGGAACCUGAAAAAACAUGAGAGAAUGCACACAGGGGAGAAGCCUUACCACUGCUCCCAGUGCGGAAAGAGUUUUAACGAUUUAGGGAACCUGAAAAAACAUGAGAGAAUACACACAGGGGAGAAGCCUUACCACUGCUCCCAGUGCGGAAAGAGUUUUAACGAUUUAGGGAACCUGAAAAAACACGAGAGAAUACACACAGGUGAGAAGCCUUACCACUGCUCCCAGUGUGGCAAGUGUUUUAAACAGUUAGGGAACCUGAAAGAACACGAGAGAAUACACACAGGUGAGAAGCCUUACCACUGCUCCCAGUGUGGAAAGGGUUUCAGCCAGCCGUCGAAUCAGAAACGGCAUGAGAGAAUACACACAGGGGAGAAGCCUUACCACUGCCCCCAGUGUGGAAAGUGUUUCAACUGUUCAGGGGAGCUGAAAAACCAUGAGAGAAUACACACAGGGGAGAAGCCUUACCACUGCUCCCAGUGUGGCAAGUGUUUUAAACAGUUAGGGAACCUGAAAGAACACGAGAGAAUACACACAGGUGAGAAGCCUUACCACUGCUCCCAGUGUGGAAAGGGUUUCAGCCAGCCGGCGAAUCUGAAACGGCAUGAGAGAAUACACACAGGGGAGAAGCCUUACCACUGCUCCCAGUGUGUAAAGUGUUUCAACCAGCUGGGGGAGCUGAAAUGGCAUGAGAGAAUACACACAGGGGAGAAGCCUUACCACUGCUCCCAGUGUGGAAAGAGUUUUAACAAUUUAGGGAACCUGAAAAAACAUGAGAAAAUACACACAGGGGAGAAGCCUUACCACUGCUCCCAGUGUGGAAAGGGUUUCAGCCAGCCGGCGAAUCUGAAACGGCAUGAGAGAAUACACACCGGGGAGAAGCCUUACCACUGCUCCCAGUGUGGAAAGGGUUUUAACCAGAAAAGCUACCUGAAAAAACACGAGAGAAUACACACAGAGGAGAAGCCUUACCACUGCUCCCAGUGUGGAAAGAGUUUUACCCACUUGUGUAAUCUGAAAACACAUGAGAGAAUACACAUAGAAGAAAAGCUGUACCGCUGCUCCCAGUGUGGAAGGAGUUUUACCCACUUACGUAACCUGAAAACACAUGAGAGAAUACACACAGGGCAGAAGCCUUACCAUUGCUCCCAGUGUGGAAAUAAUUUUACCCACUUAAAUAACCUGAAAACACAUGAGCAAUUACACACAGGGGAGAAGCCUUACUGCUGCUCCCAGUGUGGAAAGCGUUUUAACCAGAAAAGCUACCUGAAAAAACAUGAGAAAAUACACACAGGAGAAAAGCCUUACCACUGCUCCCAGUGUGGAAAGCGUUUUAACCAGAAAAGCUACCUGAAACAACAUGAGAGAAUACACACAGGAGAAAAGCUGUACAAUUGCUCCCAGUGUGGAAAAGGUUGUAACCGCUUAAGUGACCUGAAACGACAUGAGAGAAUACACACAGGAGAAAAUCUGUACUAUUGCUCACAGUGUGGAAAGGGUUGUACCCACUUAGGUGACCUGAAACGACAUGAGAGAAUACACACAGGAGAAAAGCUGUACCACUGCUCCCAGUGUGGAAAGAUUUUUACCCACUUACGUAACCUGAAAACACAUGAGAUAAUACAUACAGGGGAGAAGCCUUACCACUGCUCCCAGUGUGGAAAGCGUUUUAUCCACUUAUGUAACCUGAAAACACAUGAGCAGUUACACACAGGGGAGAAGCCUUACCACUGCUCCCAGUGUGGAAAGAGUUUUAAUCAGAAAAGCUACCUUAAAAAACACGAGAGAUCACACACAGGGGAGAAGCCUUACCACUGCUCCCAGUGUGGUAAGGGUUGUAACCAGUUAGGGGACCUGAAACAACAUGAGAGAGUACACACAGGAGAAAAGCUGUACCACUGCUCCCAGUGU